This is a messenger RNA of Iphiclides podalirius (scarce swallowtail), 288 nucleotides long. The record is from the annotation of a GenBank genome assembly. Lineage: Eukaryota; Metazoa; Arthropoda; Insecta; Lepidoptera; Papilionidae.
AUGCAAGUGGUGAGGGGGCUGCGGUGCGGGGGAGAGGGCAUGAAUGACGCACCUGUGCAGCAAUGCGGGUCAAUGUCGGGACGCGGCGCCCCUCCCGCCCCGCAGGCCGCGGGGGCCGGGGGGAGGGCGCGGGGCGCGGUCCGAGAAGCAGCGAGCGCGACACAAAAGCUCUUUGAAAAGAACAUAGCGUCGAAAUAUUGUAUAGCGCGCCUCGGCUGCAUAUUAAAGUCAAUGGAGCUAGACGGGCUUGGGGCGCGGCCUUGGCACAGCGCUCCCCAUUGCACUGCA